Molecule: messenger RNA, 2827 nt
Organism: Spea bombifrons (plains spadefoot toad)
Lineage: Eukaryota; Metazoa; Chordata; Amphibia; Anura; Pelobatidae
Product: toll-like receptor 13
Exons: 1
Coding region: 1-2814 (937 amino acids)
Biological process (GO): toll-like receptor signaling pathway; immune response
Cellular component (GO): membrane
Molecular function (GO): transmembrane signaling receptor activity; protein binding
Source: RefSeq, a predicted model, not a curated record
AUGAAUGUCUGUGGCUUCAAAUGGAUUAUUUAUAUAGUGUCUACUUGUUCGUUUGGCUGGGGUACACUGAGAAGAAAAUGCUGGUUACUGGAAAGAAAAUAUCUGUAUCCAGAUAUACACCUAAGAUUCCAUAAAUGCAGGGAUUUUGAACUCUUCAACUUUACAAUAGCCGUGACUUGUGAUAAGGUGGAAAACUCCAAUGAUUUGCUGGUAGAAGUGCCUUUGAAAACAGAUUUACUUUGUCUAACAGAAUAUAAAGGUGAGAGAAUGGAAGCCAAAUCAUUUACUUUGUUCUCAAACCUCAAAGCCCUGUAUGUCACUGGCAAUUUUGAGCUUCUUCCUGGGGUCUUUGAUGGUCUUUUUCAACUUUCAACUCUGUGGAUAAAAUUGGAAAAUAUGUCUAGCAGCAUUACAUUUCACAACGAUACUUUUAGCGGAUUACACAACCUCCAAGAACUAAAAUUAAUUGGUAUACCAUUUUCAGCGUUGGAUACUUCAAUGUUCAGCCAUAUUUACCAACUGCAAAAUCUUAUAUUGGAAAAAAACAACAUCAGCUUUCUGUCUACGGUUACAAAAUCAUUGAGAAGACUGAAAACAUUAAAGAGUCUUUCUAUAAUAAACAAUGACAUUAAUAUUCUAAGGAAAGAUGACUGUCUCCAUUCAGAGAAUUCUGUGGAUUUCAACAUCAGUUUUUUGGAUCUGAGUAUGAACAAGUUGGUCAUUGUGGAGAAUAACUCUUUGUGCAACUUUCCACACUUGUCUCAAUUUAAAGCCGACGAUAUUGGCUUGACAAUUGAUGAUGUCUUCCACUCUGGUAUUAAAACGACACAGGCACUUUCAUUGUCCAAUAAUCGCUUGCCCGCCUUUGAGUUGUGUAAGUGUGUAUCUUAUCUGAAUGUUCAAAAGCUUCUGAUAAUGCAUAACUCAAUAAAAGACAUUAAAACUUCAACAGAGGAAUGCAAAAACCUAAAGAUACUAAAUCUGUCACAUAACUCUUUGCGAAAAAUACAUUUCAAUCAAAUGCGACAUCUUAAGGACCUAAAGGAUUUGGAUUUAUCCCACAACCAUAUAAGCCAUUUGAACAUUUGCCCAAAUGAAUCCAUACAUACCUAUGUUAUGGAUCUUGAGUACCUAAGAUUAUCUCACAAUUUUUUAGGAAUUGUCUCAAAAAGGCAGUUUCAUUGCUUAGAAAAACUUCAGAUAUUGGCUUUAGAACACAACAAAAUAUACAAAAUCUCAGAUUAUGCAUUUUAUGGCUUGAAACAAUUGCAAGGUCUAUAUCUACAGCACAACCACGUAUCUCGCAUAAAGAAAUGUACAUUUUCUGACCUAUUUUCUUUAACUGAUCUGAAUUUACAUCAAAACAAAAUACACAUUCUAGCGGAUUUUCCAUUUGAUGAUUUACAGAAACUCCAGAAAAUUAAAAUAACUUUUAAACAUUUCAAAAACAACAUAUGGAAAUACAUUGGGAGCUCUGUGAAGCAUAUUUCUGUAAAAGCAUGCAAAAAAGAUGUUUCAUUAUUAGCUGAAAACUUUAAUAACUUUUCCAAACUAAUAUCCUUAGAGGUUGAGUCAAAGAAUGUUUUUGUUAAUUCAUGCAAAACAUUUCUGUUUAGUAAGUUGAACGAGAUGUAUUUGAAAAAUAACAUCUAUUUUACUUGCUUUGGGUCGGGUCAGCAAGCAUUAGGUAAUUUCCGAAAUUUGGACAAACUUUUUUAUGACGCCCAUUCGCAUGAAUCAUCUGCUAGAGUCACGCUUAAUUCCACUUUGCAACAAUUAAAAAAACUAGAAUUUCUUCGCUUAGAAAACACCGAUAAGAUCAUCGGAAGAGGUGCAGUAAAUGUGUAUAAAUUAUUUCAUGGGUUAUCAAAUCUAAAAAUCUUGCAUUUGAAGAAUUCUGGGUUAGAUCACUUAGAUUCACCAGCCAUUUUUCAUGACUUAAAGUCACUAGAAUUUCUAUUCAUUGAAAAACAAUCAAUUCAAGAAAUUAGUAAACAUGUGUUCACAUCAAUGCCUAAUCUUAGCUAUGUUUACUUCCAAGAUAUUCUUUUUCCUUGUAAUUGUAAAUUUAUUGGGUUCCUGUCAUGGCUUGAAUACAAUACACAGACACCCAUGGUUAAUUUUCAUGAACAGCAAUGCUUUAUGAAUUCUGCAAAUAUUAAUCUGAUUGAUUUCUUGCAUAUGAAUUGUCAGGAUGACUUGGAUUUCAAAAUAUUUAUAUCGACAUUUAUCAGCAUAUUAAUGUUUUUGUGCAUUUCUGUAUUUCAUGAAAGUAUUUGGUGGUAUACCUUGUAUUUCUCUUACAGGUUAAAAUGUUGGCUGAACCAUAGACUAAGAAGAGAGGUUAAAGACCAAUAUCAGUAUGACGUCUUUGUUUCUUACAACACCAGUGAUGAGCAAUGGGUAAUAGAGCAGCUGCUGCCCAACUUGGAACAAAAUGGGCCACCUUUUUUUAGGAUUUGUAUCCAUAAUCGUGACUUUGAGAUUGGGAGAGACAUUGUAGAGAACAUAGUAGACAGUAUCUAUAAUAGCAAGUGGACAAUCUGCCUUAUUACACACAGUUAUCUACAGAGUCACUGGUGCUCUCUAGAGAUGCGAAUGGCAACUUACAGACUCCUGGCACAGAGGACAGACUCUCUUAUACUGAUAUUUCUUGAACAGAUCUCUAGAGAAGAGCUGCAAUAUUACCACAGACUGACUAAGCUGGUUGAUACAAAAACUUACCUGGACUGGCCUGACAACGUCAGUGGACAACAAUUGUUUUGGACCAGGCUGCGUAAGGUUAUUGGUGGUGUUAACAAAAGUAACCAAUAAAUAGCUCCAGCGA